Molecule: messenger RNA, 634 nt
Organism: Sebastes umbrosus (honeycomb rockfish)
Lineage: Eukaryota; Metazoa; Chordata; Actinopteri; Perciformes; Sebastidae
Gene: atp5pd
Product: ATP synthase peripheral stalk subunit d
Exons: 6
Coding region: 97-582 (161 amino acids)
Biological process (GO): proton motive force-driven ATP synthesis
Molecular function (GO): proton transmembrane transporter activity
Source: RefSeq, a predicted model, not a curated record
GGCGGUGGCGGACUCGCUGAUGCUGCUGCUGAUAAGGAUGACGCACUUCCGUCUUCCCACCGUCACUGACUACCCUCCUUGCAGCAGACAGGCAGAAUGGCAAGCCGUCGUGUAGCCCUGAAGGCCGUUGACUGGCUGGCGUUUGCUGAGCGGGUCCCACCCAACCAGAGGGGCAUGUUCAACUCACUGAAGACUCGCAGUGAUGCCAUCGCUGCCAAACUGACCUCUCUGCCAGCGACUCCGGUAGCCAUCGACUGGAGUUUCUACAGGAGCACAGUGGCCAAAGCCGGGAUGGUUGAUGAGUUCGAGAAGAAGUUCAAAGCCCUGCAGAUCCCCGAGCCUGUGGACACACAGACGAACGCCAUCAAUGCACAGGAAGCUGAAGCUAAUAAAAGUGCAUCAGCCUACGUUGAAGGAUCGAAGGCCCGCAUCGCUCAGUAUGAGCAAGAGCUGGAUAAAUUCAACAACAUGAUCCCCUUCGACCAGAUGACCAUCGAGGACCUCAACAACACCUUCCCCGAGACCAAGUUGGACAAGGUCAAAUAUCCCUACUGGCCCCACAAGCCCAUUGCGGAUCUGUAAUCCCAUUACUGGAAACUCCCCUCACAAUAAAGUUUAUGUAUUUUAAAGAGAA